Molecule: messenger RNA, 568 nt
Organism: Salvelinus sp. IW2-2015
Lineage: Eukaryota; Metazoa; Chordata; Actinopteri; Salmoniformes; Salmonidae
Product: sodium channel protein type 8 subunit alpha-like
Source: RefSeq, a predicted model, not a curated record
UGCAAGUACUGAGAGGGAAGAUAGCAGCAACAAUAUGGCGACAACCGCAGUUUCUCCCGAAUCUUUUCGACAUCUGCAGUCCAACAACGCCUUUCUGGGUUCCUUGUAACGCUUAUAAAAGCUGGUUACAGUGGAUGGUACAAUACUUGACGACCAAGUAGCUGCAGGAUGAAAACAUGGCUGCACCCCUUAUGGCACCACCAGGACCUGACAGCUUCAAGUAUUUUACCGCGGAAUCAUUGGCUAACAUCGAGCUCCGGAUCAACGAGGAGAAGAACAAACCGCCGCCCAAGCAGGACAGCAGUCACCGUGACGACGACGAUGACAAUAAACCCAAGCCCAACAGCGACCUGGAGGCUGGGCGGAAUCUGCCCUUCAUCUAUGGCGACAUCCCUAGUGGAAUGGUGGCGACACCACUGGAGGAUUUGGACCCCUUUUACCAGGCUCAGAAAACAUUCAUAGUGCUAAACAGAGGGAAGACUAUCUUCCGCUUUAGUGCCAACCCUGCCUUGUACAUCAUAAAUCCUUUUUAAUGCUUUUCAGGCGAAUAGCUAUAAAAAUUUUUGAU